This is a messenger RNA of Striga hermonthica, 3336 nucleotides long. Lineage: Eukaryota; Viridiplantae; Streptophyta; Magnoliopsida; Lamiales; Orobanchaceae. The record is from the annotation of a GenBank genome assembly.
AUGAGCCUUUCAGAACAAAACAAUACGAGGAGGGAAAACAGUAGCCAACGGCCCAGGAACAAUAAUUAUUCGCGGAACAAUCGUCGUGAGUGGGUCCCACGCGGAUCCGCGCCUGCUCCACAUACGUUAGUUCCAGCAGCUAGUGCAGAUGUUCCGAUUCAGAAUGACACUGGAAAUGGUGCCGAUCCGAUCAACAGGCCAGUCAGGCCCAAUGUUCCCAUGUGGAACAGGAACCCCGGUGGAUCGAGAGGCAAUCCAACCCGGUUCGCAAACCGAAGAGGGAAAGAGAGGGAGGAUAAGGGGAAGUUCAAUCGUGACGAGAAUCCCAAGACGUCGAAGGGUGCUAACAUACCCCAGCUCGUGCAGGAAAUUCAGGACAAGCUCUUGAAGGGUUCGGUUGAGUGCAUGAUUUGCUACGACAUGGUUAGAAGGUCUGCCCCCAUUUGGUCGUGCUCCAGCUGUUACUCAAUUUUCCAUCUGAGCUGCACCAAGAAAUGGGCUAAGGCCCCAACUUCUAUUGAUUUGCUGGCCGAGAAGAAUCAAGGUUCUAACUGGCGCUGCCCAGGAUGCCAGUCCGUGCAACUUAUGUCGGCGAAGGAGAUUCGAUACAUGUGCUUUUGCGGGAAAAGGCCGGAUCCGCCUUCCGAUUUGUAUUUGACACCACAUUCUUGUGGGGAGCCCUGCGGAAAGCAUUUGGAAAGGGUGAUUCCUGGCAGCGACAUGAGUAGUGAGGAUAUCUGUCCUCAUGUCUGUGUUUUGCAGUGCCAUCCAGGCCCUUGUCCACCUUGCAAGGCAUUUGCUCCCCCACGCAAUUGCCCUUGUGGGAAAAAGGUUAUUACCACGCGAUGUUCCGACCGAAUGUCGGUUCUUACAUGUGGGCAGGCAUGUGAUAAGCUUCUCGACUGUGGGCGGCAUCGUUGUGAGAGGGUCUGCCAUGUGGGUCCGUGUGAUCCUUGUGAGGUUCUCGUCAAUGCUUCCUGUUUUUGUAAGAAGAAGGUUGAGGUAGUUCUCUGCGGGGAUAUGACUGUGAAGGGGAAAGUGGAGGGGGACAGUGGCGUGUUCUCGUGCGGUUCUGUCUGCGAGAACAAACUCGACUGUGGUAAUCAUGUCUGCCAAGAGAUGUGCCAUCCAGGCUCAUGCGGCGAAUGCGAAUUAUUGCCGACAAGGAUCAAGACUUGCUGCUGUGGUAAGACGAACUUGACCGAGGAUAGACAAAGCUGUUUGGAUCCAAUCCCUACUUGUUCGAAGAUUUGCCAAAAAAUCCUCCCUUGUGGUUUGCAUCGUUGUGAGAACGUCUGCCAUUCCGGGACUUGCCCGCCGUGUCAUGUGCUCGUCGCCCAAAAAUGCCGCUGUGGGUCCACUUCCCGAACCGUAGAGUGCUACAGAACCGUCAUGGAAGAAGGAACAUUCACCUGUGACAAGCCCUGCGGUCACAAGAAGAACUGUGGGAGGCACCGUUGCAGUGAGCGUUGCUGCCCGCGCUACAAUUCCUCCUCUGGCCAGCCCUCGGCAGAAUGGGACCCACACCUAUGCUCGAUGCCAUGCGAGAAGAAGCUAAGGUGCGGGCAGCAUUCCUGCACCUCAUUGUGCCACAGCGGCCACUGUCCUCCAUGUCUGGAAACAAUUUUCACUGACCUGACGUGCGCCUGCGGUCGAACCUCUAUCCCACCCCCUCUGCCAUGUGGCACCCCCCGGCCCUCCUGCCAGCACCCAUGCUCGGUACCCCAGCCGUGUGGCCACUCAUCUUCCCACAGCUGCCAUUUCGGGUACUGCCCUCCGUGCUCAGUUCCUAUUGCCAAGGAGUGUGUGGGCGGGCACGUGGUGCUCCGUAACAUCCCUUGCGGGUCCAAGGACAUCAGGUGCAACAAGUUGUGCGGGAAAACGAGGCAGUGCGGGCUGCACGCAUGCUCUAGGACCUGCCACCCGGGCCCAUGUGGUUCCUCCUCCACCCCUGACCCGGUUGGCACUAGGAUGUCAUGUGGGCAGACUUGCGGGGCCCCCAGGAGAGACUGCAGGCACACGUGCACAGCCCCCUGCCACCCCCUGUCCCCGUGCCCAGACACGAGGUGCGAGUUCCCUGUCACCAUUUCCUGUUCCUGUGGCCGGAUGACAGCGGCCGUUUCCUGUGGGGCUGGAGGAGUUACCACCGAUGGGUAUAGUAACGUUGACAGCUUUCUGGAAGCUUCCAUAGUUCAGAAGCUUCCUGCGCGUCUCGAGGAGAAUGGGCAGAAAGUGCCGCUCAGCCAGCGGCGUCUCGUGUGUGACGACGAGUGCACGAAGAUGGAGCGGAAGAAGGUUCUGGCGGAUGCCUUUGGCGUGGGCCAACCGAGCCUGGACGUGCUCCACUUUGGGGAAACUGCAUUGGUCUCGGAGGUGAUAUCGGACCUUCUCAGGCGGGACCCAAAGUGGGUGCUGGCGGUGGAGGAGAGGUGUAGGCAGCUGGUCUUAGGGAAAAGCAGGGGUGGGUUAAACGCUCUCAAGGUGCACGUUUUCUGUCCGAUGCCCAAGGAGAAGAGGGACGCCUUGCGGCUGAUAGCAGAGAGGUGGAAGCUGUCGGUCAGCUCGGCUGGGUGGGAGCCGAAGAGAUUUGUGGUGGCUCACGUCACUCCCAAAUCAAAAGCCCCAUCCCGUAUCCUUGGUUUCAACAAGUCAUCCGGCCCAGCUGGAAAUAUGCUGCAGCCACCAGUUUUUGACCCCCAACUGGACAUGGACCCACGCCUCGUUGUUGCUUUAUUUGAUUUGCCUCGGGAUGCAGAUGUGAGUGCACUUGUUUUGAGAUUUGGUGGGGAGUGUGAGUUGGUUUGGCUGAACGAUAAAAAUGCUCUGGCAGUUUUUGGGGACCCGGCCCGUGCGGCUACUGCUAUGAGGAGAUUGGAUCAGGGGUCCGUUUACCAUGGAGCCGUUGUUGUGGUUGCUCAAAAUAGCGGGGGUUCUGUGGGUGUGAGCUCGGGUGGGGCUCUGAAGGGUAAUAAUCCGUGGAAGAAGGUGGUUAUGCAGGACUCGAGCUGGAAGGAGGGUAGUAGUAGUAGUUCGUGGGGGCCUGAGGAUUUGUCGAAAUCUUCUGGGGAUGCUAGUGGUGGGCCUAAUUCGAAGGAGAAAGAGGGUUUGGGUGUGGGCUCAGGCAACAGGUGGAGUGUUUUGGUGUCGGGAAGCAUUUCCAGGUCGAUCGAUGGUGCUUCUGUGAAAACCGAGAAUUUUCAGAACAGGACAGCUGAUGAUAAGAUGAUAACGGGCUCUGGUGGGUUGGAAGAAUCUGGUUUGAAUUCGGUGGUGAAUCGGGCAGGUUCAAGCAAGGACACUGUAGUGGAUGAUUGGGAGCAAGCCUAUGUAGAUUGA